AUGGCAGACAAAGACCAAGCCGAACAUCCACAAUCCUCUUCCGAUGACCAGCUCCCACCUCCAGAGUCACCACACCCAAGCAGCCUGACCGCAACAUGUCACUGCGGUCGCAUCAACGUCGAGAUGCCCUCUCUGCCCGCCAAGAUCAACGAGUGUCGCUGCAGCGUUUGCUACCGCUACGGUGCGCUGUGGGCAUACUUUCACCUCGACGACGUCAAUGUUAUCGUCAACGUCCAGGCAUCGCGGCCAGCCCCGAAAGACUCGCCGGCUCGGCGAGAGCCUCUCAUUUCGAAGGGGGAGAAUGAAGAUUCUAACUGUCUGCAAUUGUACGUAAGAACUGACGGAGAUGGGGACAUUGGGUUUCAUUUCUGUGGAAAUUGCGGCUGCUUGACACACUGGGCGCCAACUGAGCAGGGCCUGGCAUUUCUGAAGAAAGAGAAGGAGACGAAGGGAGCUGAAGCGCAUGAGCCCAAAGUUGGUGUGAAUUGUCGUAUGUUGCCGCCAAAUGUGCUCGAGGGAGUGGAAAAGAAGACCGGACCGCUGGGCGAGCUUUCUCGAUGGGACUGGAAGGAAGCCCAACUGUAA
Messenger RNA from Diaporthe amygdali, 585 nucleotides. RefSeq names its product glutathione-dependent formaldehyde-activating gfa. The record is from RefSeq and is a predicted model, not a curated record. Bases 1 to 585 code for a protein of 194 amino acids. The transcript has a single exon. NCBI's taxonomy places the organism in Eukaryota, Fungi, Ascomycota, Sordariomycetes, Diaporthales, Diaporthaceae.